AAUUGAAAUUGAAAAGUACACGACAUUCGAUUUAGUGCAGAAAGCAGUUGUUCUGUGCGUGUAUGUAUUGGUGAUGAAUUGCAUCAGUUUUAUACUAGUUUUGUGUUAAUUGUAUUAUUCCGUGUAUAUACAUGAAGUGGAUGGAAUUGAAAAUAAAUAGGAAUAAACAGCAAAUCUGUUCUUAAAAGCAGAGGACGCAUUUGCGUAGCAGUGGGUCAUUUAUGGGCUGUUACUUUAUAAAAUAUUUACAAAAUGAAUGCGAGUGACACAACGGAAUUCACAUCAAGAUUUUAUCAAACUCAAUUAGAGGAAAUUGCUGUUAGAAGAAAUACUAUCAUAUUUCUGCCUACAGGUUCAGGUAAAACUUUUAUUGCCAUUAGACUGAUAAAAAGAUUAAGAGAAGCCUUGAAAAAGCCAUGGGGAGAAGGAGGAAAAAGGUGUUUUUUUUUAGUAAACACAGUUCCACUAGUGGCGCAACAGUCAAAAGUCAUAAGACUAUUAUGUCCAGUUGAUGUUAAUGGAUACACUAGUGAAGACAAUGUUGAUUAUUGGGAUAAGAGUAAAUGGAAUCAAGAGUUAACAAAGUAUCAGGUCAUUGUUAUGACAAGUCAGAUCCUCAGUGAUAUGCUUACUCAUAGAUAUGUAUCGAUCGCGGAUAUAAAUCUUCUUAUAUUUGAUGAAUGUCAUCAUGCUGUUGAUGACCAUCCCAUGAGAACAGUGAUGAAGCAUUUUGAAGAUGUUCCGAAAAAUAAGCAUCCAAGAGUUCUGGGUUUAACAGCAACACUGCUCAAUUCGAAUGUGAAAUUAAAUAAAGUUGAAGAAACAUUGAGAAAAUUAGAAGCAACAUUUCAAGCUACGAUCGCUACAGUCAAUGAUAUGGGAGAGGUUGCAAUCUAUUCGACGAACCCUCACGAGUCUGUGCAGUACUUCAGAUUGCCAGCCCUAACGAACGCAUGCGAAGAAGCUAUAAUGCUACUCAAAGAACUCCAAGAAAUCGUAAUGUCCAUAAAGCUGCCGAUGAACGAUAUAAAAAUGGAUUUGAAACUAAAACCCUGGCAAAGGGAUAUAUCCAAUAAUCCGACGAAAAUAACAAAGGCAAUAAAGAACAUGAUUGAAUCGAUGAUAUUAACAAUUAAAGAGAUGGGCGCGUACGGAGGGGCCUUGGGUAUUCUUGCAUACAUCACCUCGCUGGAGCGGAGCAAGCGGCGGGCGGUCACCGAGGAGGAGGAGCUGCUGUACAACAUCGCCGUGACACAUUCUGUUGAGGCAAGGGCGACUUUACUCCAAUCAAUGUCAAACGAUUCCGGUUAUAGCAAAAUAGUUCGUAACUCUUCAGAGAAAGUGUUACAACUUUUGAAUAUUCUAAAGGAAUACAAUCCGAAAUAUUACUUAAAUGAUGGUGUGACCUUGAAAAUAAACCUCAAGCGGGGUGCACUCUCCGGGAUCAUUUUAACUCAGCAAAGAUACACGUCCAAAGUACUCUAUAAUCUUCUAAAGGACGUGAAGACAACCAAUCCUGACGAAUUUGGAUUCCUGAAACACGAUUACAUCGUCGGAUUCAAGAUAAACCCCCUCACCAACACGAGGGAGCAACAUUACACUAAAAAGUUGAGCCUGCAGGCACUCCUGAAGUUUAAGAAUGGCGACCUGAACUGCGUGAUCUCCACGAGCGUGCUGGAGGAGGGCGUGGACGUGCCGCACUGCUCGCUCGUCGUGAAGUUCGACGUGCCGCUGGAGUACCGCUCCUACAUACAGAGCAAAGGACGCGCUAGAAGCAAGGAUUCGAGUUUUGUGUUGUUUAUCGAUGAGGCGAAUAAAUUUAAGUUUCAACAACAAUAUUUAGAAUUUCAGAAGAUUGAACAAUACAUAAUCGAUAUACUCUACGGCAAAGCAUCACUUAGGACCGCUCCCACAGAAGAAGACGUGCAGGAGAACCUCUACGAGGUGGACGACGUUCCGCCCUUCGUCACCAAGCACGGAGCUCGCCUGUCGGGAGCGUCAGCGAUAAGCCUGCUAAAUCGCUACUGUUCCAGCCUGCCGACCGACCACUUCACCAUUUUAUCGCCGAUGUGGAUCCUCGAAAAAGUUACCUCAACAGGUCUCACCCUCAUCACCGUCGUCAUGCCUAUAUCGUGUAAACUUAAGGAUCCUAUACAAGGAAAACCUUCGGUAAAUUUGAGAGCGGCAAAACGUUCAGCGGCGCUGGCUGCGUGUGCGAAGUUGUAUGAAGUUGGGGAGCUGGAUGAGCUUACUUUAUUGCCACGACAGCAUGGCAAAACUGAUUUUAACUCGGACGAAGUAAAAGCAUGUUUUCCUAAUUGGCGCGAUGAGCAAGAUGUCGGAGAAGGCAUACCGAACCCUGGAACUAAGAGCAGAGUGCGAAAACAUACAAAAUUGUAUCCAAAGUGUCUCAACGGCCCUCCAUCUUGGAACAAGGAGAUGGCGUUCUACCUGCACGUUAUAAAUCUUAAGACAGCCUUCGAUGAGCCAAAGGAUUCCCGCGACCGAGCUCUUUAUAACCUGCUGCAGAGCAAAGACGGUUACGGCUUCCUGACGUUGCAACCUCUGCCAAUUAUAUGCGACUUCCCAUUGUUCCUAACUGUGGGUGAAGUGGAUACGAAAAUAGAAGUGAACUAUGCGAAGGUUGUGCUGGAUCCCUCGUUGUUCGAACUUGUUAAACGGUUUCAUUUUUUCAUUUUCGAUCAAGUUUUAGAAGUUUCGAAAAAGUUUCUGAUAUUCGAUGGAAAAAUUAACAAUCUCUAUGUUGUUCCAAUCGUGGAGAAGUCGGGCUACGACAUAGACUGGGACGUGAUGCAGACUUACAACGAGAUACGACCUGUCGCUGUACCGUCCGUGAAGGAAAGAAUGGCUCUGAACGUCACGAAGGAAACCUACCUAAACUCUGUUGUCACUCCUUGGUAUAGAGGAAGCAUUCUACCUGACAGGUACAUAGUGUCUAAUGUACUCGAAUACAUGACACCAAGAUCUCGUUUCGACUGUGAUACGUUUUCAACAUUCGAAGAUUAUUACCUGAUUAAGUAUAAUUUGGAAAUCUUCGGAAACAAAGAUCAGCCGCUGCUCGAGGUGCGCAACAUCAGCUCGCGGCUGGCGUGCCUGCUGCCGCGCGCGGCGUCGCUGCGCGCGCUGUCCGACAAGCAGCGCAAGCUGGCGGCGCAGGCGCAGGGCGACGACCGUCCGCGCGGGUUCGCCGAGGUGUUCGUGCCCGAGCUGUGCCUGCGCUACGCCUACCCCGGCCGCCUGUGGUACAAGGCCGUGCUGCUGCCCAGCCUCGUGCACAGGGUGACCAUGCUCUUGACGGCCGACGAGCUUCGUGCCGAGAUCGCAGCUUACGUGAAGAUCGGCCAGAGGACUUUACUCAAGGGUGAAGAAUGGCUGCCGGUACAAGUGGAUCUUCCGAUCGCUAUAAAGUCAUUGCUGUCGAAUAUAGAAGAGCCCACAGCUAUCGCCAGUAUUGACAGAAUUAAUAAUCCGAUCGAUGAAACUAUCCCGAAACCGGUCAAUAUCAUGUCCGUAAAGGAAAGCGUCUACCAGCUGCAGAAAAAGAAGAUCAGCAAAGAAUAUCCAUGGGAUGAAAGCAAGGAGCCGAUCGACAUCGACCGCAACCUGUCCACGGUCACGGUGAUGGACAUCGAGUGCUACGACGCGUUCGUGACGUCACCGCUGUUCGCGGUGGGCGAGGCCGAGCCGGGCGCAACGGCGCCGGCACCGGCACCGGCACCGGUCCGGUCGCCGCCGGCGCCGGCUCUGCUGCCGCCGCCGCCCAGGUACGACGAGCGGCUGCGCGCGCUGGCGGCGGCGGGCGGCCCGCAGCUGCGCGACGUGCUGGCGGCGCUGACCACCAUCGGCUCGCACGACAGCUUCAACCUGGAGCGCGCCGAGACGCUGGGCGACUCCUUCCUCAAGUUCGCCGCCACGCUCUACCUGUUCCACAAGUUCCCGGCGGCCGACGAGGGACAGCUCACCAACAUCAAGUGCCGCCUCAUCGGGAACAGGAACCUGUACUACGCGGGCGAGCGCGCCAACCUGGCGGGGCGGAUGAAGGUGGACCAGCUGAGUCCCAGAAGCGACUUCGUAGUUCCCGGCUUCUCCGCUCCGAAGGAAGUUGCCGACUUCAUCGAGGAGCACCAAAUACGGCCAACCUUCAUGAUAGGCAUGAACUUCCCUCAAGCGGACGCUUUGAGCGGUACACUGUCCUCUGAAAGCAAAUUAAUGAUGGAGCAGCGCUUCGCCGACUGUGACAGGACAACUGAACACGAGCCCCAGGGCCGAGCUCAGAAUGCGAUGCAAUGCUAUAUAAAUAUACAAGCUGUAUCGGACAAGUCUGUGGCUGACUGCGUCGAGGCUCUGAUUGGUACCUACCUUAUGAGCGGAGGGAUAUCAGCGGCUAUUGGCUUCUUGGAAUGGACGAGAGUGCUGCCUCCAGAGGACAACGUUAAACAGUUUCUCCAUAAGAAAGUGGAUACGGUGUUAACACAGAAGAGGACCACGGAGCAGGAAAUCGACUGGCUUCUUAAUAAUUGUCGCACUGACAUUGAAACAAUUAUUGACUACAAAUUUAAAGAUCCAUCUUUAUUAUUGGAGGCUCUAUCUCACGCUUCGUAUAUACGGAACCGGCUCACGAACUCCUACGAACGGUUGGAAUUUCUCGGUGACGCCAUAUUGGAUUUCCUAAUAACGGCGCACAUUUUCGAGAAUUUCGGUAAACUAACGCCGGGAGAUCUAACCGACCUGAGAUCUGCUCUUGUGAACAAUGUCACAUUCGCCUCCUACGUUGUCAAGCUAGGACUGCACAAAUUCCUGUGUUUCCAAAUGAACCCGGUGCUGGAGACGUCCAUCAAGACGUUCGUGGAGCACCAGGAGGAGCGCGACCACGAGAUCGUGGAGGACGUGCUGUACCUCAUCGACGAGGAGGACUCCAACGUGGCGCAGUACAUCGACGUGCCCAAGGUUCUCAGCGAUAUAUUCGAAGCAAUAGUUGGAGCGAUAUACUUGGACUGUGGGGGGAACCUGAGCAAAGUGUGGUCGACUGUUUACAAGAUAAUGCAUAAAGAGAUAAACAACUUCUCGAUGUGCGUUCCGAAGCAGCCGGUCCGAGUUCUGAUGGAGAUGAUCCACGCUUGUCCGAGAUUCGGUAAGCCGCAGCAAAGCACCUCUACAGUACGUAAGGUGAUAGUACCAGUGAACUUCUCCAAGGAAGGUAAACAGCAUACGGCGUACGGUAUCGGCACCAAUAAGUCGCAGGCGAAGCGAGCUGCUGCUAAAGUGGCCCUCAAGAUUCUCGGAGCCUGAUCGCAUUCACGUGGGAGUUGCAAUAUUUAUAAAAUAAGCAAUCGAGACACAGUGGAAUCUUAAAUUGUAUACUAACCAGACAGACAUUCCCCAGUCAUGCCUCCUUCAUCAGAUCAAGGUUAACUUUAUUCGUUAUUAAACGACUCGUUUUCACAAUUUUGGAAUAUUUAUUAAAGAAACUAAAAAAAUCUCGUCGAUUUUUCACUAUAGCCGAUUCGAAUGGUAGGAGGACAACAUCUGGUUUGAUUUGGUAUGAUUGAUCUUUUUUUUUAUAUAGAAUAGGAAGACGGACGAGCAUAUGUGCCACUUGAUGGUAAGUGGUCACCAACGCUCAUAGACAUUGGCAUUGUAAGAAAUGUCAACCAUCGCUUACAUAUCCAAUGCGCCACCAACCUUGGGAACUAAGAUUUUAUGUCCCUUGUGCCUGUAAUUACACUGGCUCACUCACCCUUCAAACCGGAACACAACAAUACCAAUUACUGCUGUUUUGCGGUAGAAUAUCUGAUGAGUGGGCGGUACCUACUCAGACGAGCUUGCACAAAGCUCUACCACCAGUCGAGUGGUCACGUGAAAAACAUGCAUUUCGGAUGUCGGUGAAGUUGUUAUCGGUGCUUUGUAAGUAAAAUUAAUGUCGAUAUAAGUAGUUAAUUGAAAUAGUGUUGAAUUAUAAAUAAUAUUAAAUCAAGAAUUGUGUGUGUGUGUACCGUCCGUAACAGCCUGUGAAUGUCCUACUGCUGGGCUAAAGGCCUCCUCUCCUCUUUUUGAGGAGAAGGUUUGGAGCUUAUUCCACCACGCUGCUCCAAUGCGGGUUGGUAGAAUUCACAUGUGGCAGAAUUUCAGUGAAUUUAGACACAUGCAGGUUUCCUCACGAUGUUUUCCUUCACCGUAAAGCACGAGAUGAAUUAUAAUCACAAAUUAAGCACAUGAAAAUUCAGUGGUGCUUGCCCGGGUUUGAACCCACGAUCAACGGUUAAGAUUCACGCGUUCUUACCACAGGGCCAUCUCGGCUUUUUGUACAGUAUAUCAAAAAUCACAUGAAAUAUAUGAACCUAUGGUAUGUUUAUCGCUGUCCUCCGGCCAUUGGAAUGUAAUAUAGAUGAAUAAAGGAAUAACAAAAAACGUUCGCAUUUAUAUUAUUCAGAUGAAGGAUUCACAAUUGUUUUUUAUAUGAUAAGACUCGGGACGAGAUAUAGUAAUAGUACUGCUUACAGGGCUUCGAAGUACGAGUAGAAAAACCAGGAUCGAUAACCAAGUUUCAAAAUAUUUUAAAAGUAAUACGUAAAUGCAAGCAUUUGCUCUAGUUUGUAAAUAAAGUUGAAGAUACUUGGGCGGUAAAUCAAUCCGUAUCCUCUUAUAAAUAACUGAGGGGGGCGGGUUUUGGUGAAAAGGAGUUGUCCUCCCUUGCAGUUCAACCUUGCCCUACACUAAAUUUCAUCAAAAUCAGUUAGUUUAGUCGUGAAAGUGUAACAGAUAGACGAACGUUACAUUCGCAUUUAUAAUAUUAGUAUAUAAGAGUACAGUAAGUAUUUUCAUUUCGUAAAUACGAUUAUACUCCUUAUUUAUUGGGUGAUAUGGAUCAAUUUUCACAAGAGAGUAUUUCCCGCCCGUACUUCGAAGCGAAGCCCUGGUUUUAAAACCUGGUAAGUUUACUGAAGUCGCAUCAUUCCUUGACCAAUUUCCUUCGUGUCUCCGCCACCCUUUAGCGAUCUCGUCCUCAACACUGGUAAGACCACAAAGCAAUUAAUCUUAUUGUAUUUACUUUUACCGUCAAAAUUAUAUUGAGUUGUUUAAAAAAUUAAAUAUUAUUUGAAAGUUUGUUAUAAAUCUUAUACAUAUUGUACCAAAUAUUUUUAUAUUUUAAUACAUAGGUAUUAAAGUA
Molecule: messenger RNA, 7189 nt
Organism: Nymphalis io (European peacock)
Lineage: Eukaryota; Metazoa; Arthropoda; Insecta; Lepidoptera; Nymphalidae
Gene: dcr-2
Product: endoribonuclease Dicer
Exons: 34
Coding region: 253-5310 (1685 amino acids)
Biological process (GO): rRNA processing; pre-miRNA processing; apoptotic DNA fragmentation
Cellular component (GO): nucleus; cytoplasm; RISC complex
Molecular function (GO): deoxyribonuclease I activity; ATP binding; protein binding
Source: RefSeq, a predicted model, not a curated record